AUGGGUGUUGAACAAUUAGCUGCGCCAGUGAAAACUAUUGAAGACAAAUGGAAGCUUGUUCCAGCUUUUCUGAAAAUCAAAGGGCUUGUCAAACAACAUUUAGAUUCCUUCGAUUAUUUUGUUAAUACUGAGAUCAAAAAAAUCAUGGAAGCGAAUCAAGAAAUUCUCAUCGAAUCCGAUCCUUCUUUUUAUAUGAGAUAUCUGAAUAUUGAAGUUCUUUCACCAAGUAUUGAAGAAGGUUUUAAUAUUGUCCGACCAAUUACUCCGCACGAGUGUCGACUUCGUGAUAUGUCGUAUUCGGCUCCGAUAUCUGUUGAUAUUGAAUACACUCGGGGUAACGAACGUGUAAUACGCAAAGGUUUAACUAUUGGAAGACUGCCGAUUAUGCUGCGAAGUUGUAAAUGUGUUCUUUAUCAAAAAGAUGAAGCGGAAAUGGCCAAGAUGCGAGAGUGUCCAUUGGAUCCAGGAGGUUAUUUUAUCACACGAGGAACGGAACGUGUUAUUCUAAUUCAAGAACAAAUAUCGAAAAAUCGAAUGUUGAUUGAAAAAGAUUCGAAAGAUCGCUUUCAAUGUACUGUAACAAGUACGACUCAACAAACAAAAACUAAAACAGGUGUUUACGAAAGCAAAGGACGAUAUUUUCUGGCACAUAACAGUCUUACAGAUGAUAUUCCAAUCGUGGUUGUAUUCAAAGCAUAUGGAAUUCAAUCCGAUCAAGAAAUUGCCGAAUUGGUUGGUUUUGAAGACGACAUUCUUAAUUGUUUUUCUGCAUCUAUUGAAGAAUGCCAUCGUUUAGGGAUUUUUACACAAAUUCAGGCAUUGAAACAUAUUUCACUGAGAAUGAAAAGUUCGUCAAAACAAUUUGCAUCGAAUCAAUCAACACGCCGAAAUCGAAUCGAUGAAGCACGUGAAUUGUUAGCACAUAUCAUCUUAGCUCAUGUGCCAAGGUUAUUGAAUAUGAUUAUAAAUUGA
Molecule: messenger RNA, 972 nt
Organism: Adineta ricciae
Lineage: Eukaryota; Metazoa; Rotifera; Eurotatoria; Adinetida; Adinetidae
Source: the annotation of a GenBank genome assembly